Messenger RNA from Poeciliopsis prolifica (blackstripe livebearer), 2591 nucleotides. It is a transcript of the gene dnai4, whose product is annotated as dynein axonemal intermediate chain 4. Gene Ontology annotation, molecular function: dynein light chain binding; dynein heavy chain binding. Bases 28 to 2370 code for a protein of 780 amino acids. The record is from RefSeq and is a predicted model, not a curated record. Gene Ontology annotation, cellular component: axonemal dynein complex. NCBI's taxonomy places the organism in Eukaryota, Metazoa, Chordata, Actinopteri, Cyprinodontiformes, Poeciliidae. The transcript is spliced from 18 exons. Gene Ontology annotation, biological process: cilium movement.
ACAAGCCACAACAGAAGCCGUUCCAUCAUGUCUACUUCUGUAGCAAAAGAAGGGAAAAAGAUGAGAUGUACAGUGAUGCUGAAGCCCUCUCGACGGGGCAGCAGCUUGCUCGCCUUGUCCAGCAGACGGAGUUUUACUUUCAGCGGUAACAAAAUUCUGGACAGAAUGGCGGGUCCUACUCCGAGACAAGUUGUUCGGGUGUUUGAUGAGGAAAACAAUGAUGUGACCCCUCAGCCAUUUCACCGGGCAGAUCUCGGAGCAGAGCCAGGCAGCAGGUUCUUGGUGGAUGAACUCUCUGCUGGCUCAACAUCAGACCAGACAACAUUCACUGGGAGCUUCCCUAUGCCUUUUUCAAGAUCAGUUUUGGGUAGCAGCAGGAUAUCCAGCCAGUCAACCAUAGAGUCUGUGAACGAGGAAAUGGAGGAAACAUUUUGCGGACGUGACUUUCCCUUCAACUUACCAGAAUCUUUGUUGCCUGAUGAAAAGAGGAAAAAAGGCUCAGUGAAAGAAGAAAUGACACAAGCUCUGUUGAAAGGGAUUAAAGACAUUUUAAUCACAGAAACAGACACUAUUUCUCUGCUGGACAUUCCCCCCACCUUAGUGUCAAUGAAUGCUGAUGAUGCAGAUGUCAUAAUAGAGAGAAAUAAACAGUAUUCUGAAGUUUGCAGAAACAGAGGAAACAAGGAGAAGUAUGUGGAGCGCGCCAUGCAGACACUGAAUGGAGCAACUAAGAACAAACAGAUUCAGAACAACCUCAUGCUCAUGGUGGACACAGCCAUGAUUGUGUCCGCCUUCAACAUGUAUCCACCUCCAGAGCAGAAAGUGAUGGUUUACAGCCCUGAAAUAAAACAGACCCAUGAUGCAGAGACUACUAUGGACUCCAGGAGAAGUCCAGACAGGAGUCUGUCCCUGACCAGCUCAGCUAGUACAGUUAUUUCCUCCUGCUCACUGAAAGAUGUAGAGACAGUUGGGAGCAGUUUAAACACACUGGUAGACUUUGAGAUCAUCAUGACGUCAGAUAAAUUCCAGUACUCCUUACUUCUAAUGGAGAGGACCAUACUGCGGAACUACUUCCAAAGACAGCUGGCUACUUACAGAGGGCUGCCUUUGCUGGAAGACCCUGAUAGACUGGUGAAACCUAAGGAAGAGGAACAGAGAGAAGCAGAGAUUUCCUGCUCUCCAGCCCUGCAGUGUCUCUGGGUUUUCCGUUGUGAGCUCACCAGAGGCUGUAGGGUCAGUAGCAUGGCCUGGAACAAAAAAGACCCUGACCUCCUUGCUGUAGGUUACGGUGAGACUAACUACAGAGAUCAUGAACCAGGUCUGGUGUGCUGCUGGUCUAUUAAAAACCCAACGUGGCCUGAGCGAAUCAUUAACUGUGACAGCGCUGUAACAACUGUGGAUUUCUCAGAGAACAGCCCUGGGCAGCUGGCUGUGGGGAUGUAUGACGGCAGCAUUGCUAUCCACAAUGUGCAGAGUGCAGAUAAUAAGUCACUUUUCAUCAGCAGCCGUGAAUGUGCCAAAAGACACCUUGGGCCAGUGUGGCAGCUCAGGUGGAACCAACAAGAACUGAGCUUCACUGGAGAGGAGAAAAUUGAAUCUCUGUACUCUGUGGGUGCAGACGGCAGAAUCUGCAAGUGGUUUGUCAUCAAUGGUGGCCUUGACUGUACAGACCUGAUGAAGCUCAAGAAGAUGAAUAAUACCCUGAGAAAGACUGAACAGAACAAGCCAGAGAAGAAAGUAGAGUGUGUGCUGUCUGUUCUUACCCCUGGUCUGUGCUUUGACUUUCAUCCAAGGGACUCCAACAUCUAUUUGACUGGUACCUGGGAAGGUAACAUCCACAAGUGUUCAUGCUCCAACUGUCACCAGUUUCUGGAAACUUACAGGAAACAUUUUUGUCCUGUGAACUGUAUCACAUGGUGUCCUCUCCAUCCUGAUGUGUUCCUAAGCUGCUCCUCUGACUCCACCAUCCAACUCUGGAAGCAGGACUGCAUUAACCCUUUGUUAAGCUUCACCUCCAACCAUCCGGUGGGGGAAGUCAGGUGGUCUCCAAAGCAUGCCACAGUAUUCGGUGCAGUUAACGAAGGGCAGCUUGAGAUUUGGGACCUGAAUUCCAGCUUUUUGGAUCCGGUAAUUGUACAGCCUGCUGCUCCUGGACUGAAGAUGACAUCCCUUCUGUUUGCAUCCCUCACAGACUGUGUUGUAGUAGGAGACAGUGAUGGCCAGGUGACGGCGUACCAGCUGCAGAACUUCCAUGUUGGAGAAAGCAGCCAGAUGGUGGUGAUGGGUGUAGUGAAAGUCAGGAUGAAUGACAUCACCAUACCGAGCAGAGUCUUCAAGGUUCUCCUUCCUCAGUUCAUUGUUCUCCUGUGAUCCAUCUCCUGAUUUCCCUCUGUCUGCGCUCUCAGCUGCUUCCGUUUAUUUCUGAUUAGCUAGACUGGUUUCUUUGUCUCUCUGAGGAUUAGGCUCUUCUGAUUAUUCCAUCAACCUCCCAUUUAAUUACUUGAUUUUCUGCUUUGUCCCUGAGUUACAGCUGGUUUACUUUCUCUGCUGUUUUUGCCUGCUUUGUUGUUACAGUUUAAACAUAUUUUCAA